CGAUCUGAAUUCAAUGGCUGCCUUGAUGAAACCCAUAUGCAGCACAGAGACUUUGGUACAGCAUUAUUCCACAGGAGACGCAGAGCCCAAACUGACCAACAGCGCAUCACUUACUAGCCCGUCUGUACCUUCUUCGGAUAGCUUGGAAAAUCCAUCAACUGCGAAGCACCCAUGUUUGAGGGAGAACAAAGCACAUGAAGAUAGCAGCAAGGUUGGCUUACUCUGCUUAGGCUCCGACUGUUCAGAUCCGGAACAGCUCCUGUCUUCUUUAUCCAAGCUAACUCUAGAUGCAAACGACAAAAGUAACUUCUGGGAUGAGAAAUAUUGUUUCUCGGAUGUCGAGAGUGAGUACGCCGCACUGGAACUUCUCGUUCCAUUUGGGAACUCUUUGGUAGAUCCUGGCACUCUUAAAAAGCGUCCAACCCCGAACCUGCUUUUGCGUCCUCGAACAACUUCAGAACAUCAGCCAUCGGCAACCCUGGAAGAACGUCGUUCGAAUGAUGCUGAAACACCGCAAACCGGUAACAUAUCAUCUAGGCCUAGACCCUCCACAGCCCUAGGUGGGUUUAUUGAUCGCCGGGCUAAUGAUAAUCCGUUCACCCAUUCUUCAUCGAAUGGGAGACUACCGGUCGCCUCGGUAGCCCCAAUUAUGGCUACGGAUAGACAAAUUCGAGCAUCCAGUGCGUCGCUGAAUCCCGCUUGUGCGCACGACGCCAGCAAAUCCACAAACUGUGUAACGAACAAUGCAGGCGAUCGAGAUCAGAAACCCGACAACGGAUUGGAUAAGCAUCUACAUCUGGGAUUAGACGGACCGUUUUGCUUUGAAGAUGCUAGGCGUUCUCGAUUUAAGGGUGUGCAAGGUCCUGCAACUGCGAUCUUAGGCGAAAAACUAGUCAGAGGCAGUGGUUUGACUGGGAGUUUAGACAUGUCAUUACAUAAGCCAAACGUGCUUGACCACAUUAAACUACCUUAUCCAAAAUCAGCCAUUCAGGCAUAUCCAUCAUCCCUGGCACAGUCACCAGGACAUGCAGUUCGUUUGAGCCUAUCGAAUUAUGCACUGCAACAUAACGACCACGGAAUGAUGACCAACGGAAUUCAACAAUGUGCGGGGGAAGCUACGGUUGGAGAAACGACCCACGAUCUGAAUUCAAUGGCUGCCUUGAUGAAACCCAUAUGCAGCACAGAGACUUUGGUACAGCAUUAUUCCACAGGAGACGCAGAGCCCAAACUGACCAACAGCGCAUCACUUACUAGCCCGUCUGUACCUUCUUCGGAUAGCUUGGAAAAUCCAUCAACUGCGAAGCACCCAUGUUUGAGGGAGAACAAAGCACAUGAAGAUAGCAGCAAGGUUGGCUUACUCUGCUUAGGCUCCGACUGUUCAGAUCCGGAACAGCUCCUGUCUUCUUUAUCCAAGCUAACUCUAGAUGCAAACGACAAAAGUAACUUCUGGGAUGAGAAAUAUUGUUUCUCGGAUGUCGAGAGUGAGUACGCCGCACUGGAACUUCUCGUUCCAUUUGGGAACUCUUUGGUAGAUCCUGGCACUCUUAAAAAGCGUCCAACCCCAAACCUACUUUUGCGUCCUCGAACAACGUCAGAACAUCAGCCAUCAGCAACCCUGGAAGAACGUCGUUCAAAUGAUGCCGAAACACCGCAAACCGGUGACAUAUCAUCUAGGCCUAGACCUUCCACAGCCCUAGGUGGGUUUAUUGAUCGCCGGGCUAAUGAUAAUCCGUUCACCCAUUCUUCGUCGAAUGGGAGACUACCGGUCGCCUCGGUAGCCCCAAUUAUGGCUACGGGUAGACAAAUUCGAGCAUCCAAACAUCAGCCAUCGGCAACCCUGGAAGAACGUCGUUCGAAUGAUGCUGAAACACCGCAAACCGGUAACAUAUCAUCUAGGCCUAGACCCUCCACAGCCCUAGGUGGGUUUAUUGAUCGCCGGGCUAAUGAUAAUCCGUUCACCCAUUCUUCAUCGAAUGGGAGACUACCGGUCGCCUCGGUAGCCAGCCCUAUGGCUACGGAUAGACAAAUUCGAGCAUCCAGUGCGUCGCUGAAUCCCGCUUGUGCGCACGACGCCAGCAAAUCCACAAACUGUGUAACGAACAAUGCAGGCGAUCGAGAUCAGAAACCCGACAACGGAUUGGAUAAGCAUCUACAUCUGGGAUUAGACGGACCGUUUUGCUUUGAAGAUGCUAGGCGUUCUCGAUUUAAGGGUGUGCAAGGUCCUGCAACUGCGAUCUUAGGCGAAAAACUAGUCAGAGGCAGUGGUUUGACUGGGAGUUUAGACAUGUCAUUACAUAAGCCAAACGUGCUUGACCACAUUAAACUACCUUAUCCAAAAUCAGCCAUUCAGGCAUAUCCAUCAUCCCUGGCACAGUCACCAGGACAUGCAGUUCGUUUGAGCCUAUCGAAUUAUGCACUGCAACAUAACGACCACGGAAUGAUGACCAACGGAAUUCAACAAUAUGCGGGGGAAGCUACGGUUGAAGAAACGACCCAGUAUGCGGAUUCUGUGAACUCUGGAAGCUCCCUCGUGCAGCAGCAAGGGCAGGUGGAGCGCCUUCGCCAGGAACUGAAAAAAUCGAACGACCAAAUCACAGCCCUAACGUUUCAAUUAUCCUGUAAAGCGAGAGAAGAGGCCACACUGGAUGAGACCAAAAAUAUUCUGACUUCCAAAAUUCAACAACUGACCACGCUGAACACGAUAAAAGACUCGGAAAUCUGUGAACUUCGAAACACCAUAAAUCAACUACGAUCGGAUAUGCACAAACUGCAAUUAGUACACGAAGCGCAACAACGUCGCCCGGGGCGAUCGAAUUCCUAUCGCACCGUACCAGAGAAUUCCAGCCAGCAAGAUACCCAGGAAACCAUAAGCCUGAAUAGCUUGGCAAGCGGUACAAGCAAUGGCAGUCAGGAUACAACUUCAGUAGUCGGGCAGACUGGUUCGGACUCCACAGGGACCACGAUCUCGGUUCAGUCUCCAGAUACCCUCGAACAUUCGGCGGGAAAGCGCUCGCGUUGGAUCCGACCGACACUUGGAAAAGCCUUUAAAAAACGUUCAAAAAGCAGUAUGGAUACAGGUGAUCGGGAUGGUAGACAGAAUGAUCCACUCCGCGUGACAAACAACCCAACGGCAACCGUUUUCACCAAUAUUCCGGGUGCCCGAAUGUCAUUACCAUUGCCAGAUGGUAGGAAGCGUGGAAAUCUGGAUCCUUUGAAGAUCGUCUCCCCGCAAACAGGAACAGACCAAGCGACGCAUGAAUUACUCUUGAAAAUGAGAUGGGAAUUGAGUUAUUUGAAGACUGACAACCAACGCUUAAGACGUCUCAUAGCAAACAGUUCACCCUUGUCUGGCACCAACAAUGGUGAACACCCGGAAGUGAACUCCACAGUCAGUUUAACAGAUCUCUCAGUGCGUCAUUGUUUGAAUGCGAAACAAUACGUACAAGUUUACAUUUAUCCAGAGCCCAUCCCCGCAUCUGGCAACAUUCAGACUUCAGACGAAUGUCUUCCAUGGGACAUCCAAUCCCGAGUAGCCUCUACAAAACUACUAAAAGCUGGAUAUGUUGGACUGAAAGAGGGCUCAACAUGGAAGGACCUGGAUAACUCCCUGUCUGCCUUGAUACACGACCACCUUGCGUUUCUGGAUCCCGAAGAAAAAUUGGGCUUCCACACCUUGGCUGUGGAAGCAUAUCAGCUAGGCUAUCGUUUACAAACGUCUUCCAGUUCCAAAACCAUCAUACGCCGACGAUCUGUCGAAAAUCCAAUGGAAUUCACAAGCGAUUAUGCACAAGAUUGUGUCGAAACCCAAGUACCUUUAAAAUGGCUGGAAGACAUUCUACACAUGGAAAACGAAAAAGUUAUUAUUCUGCAUGCGAUUGUCUCACUGGCUGUGGCAACCAAUCCUCGGGGAAUCCAGUCAGCAUCUCCUGGAGAGUCUGUCGACUUUAAGAACCCUCGGUCGGGGGAUUUCAGCCUUGUGUCUUUCGAAACACUGAUUCCUGUGAAACUGCUGCAACACUAUUUCUCCGUUAUACAGAAUAACCAAUUUAACAUUCUGUGUGGACCCCCUGGUACAGGAAAGCUACGGAUUCUCCGAGAACUGGCCAGAGAGCUGUUGAAGAGGUUAGUGGUGCAUGGUAUUGCCAUAUGUGAUAUUUCUAACCUCAACCGCCAGUCGGAGGACCCGGUGAGGACAUACUCAAUCAAACCUGGUGGGUCAGGUUUGCUCGGAGAAAUAAAGAAAUUCCUCGACGAAGUUACAUCAAGCAGUCACAAUGUGGCGAUACUCGAAGAUUUGCAUCAUUUUCCCGGACCCAUAAAGGAACUUUUGGGCGCAAUCUGUAGUGAUGAACGAGAGGCCAGACCCAUAAUCUUGGCUACGAGCGACGUGCAUAAUGAAGAAUUGGAAGGCCUGCAAGAAAAUAAUCUGGCUGGGAUCGUCCAACAUUUGACAGACUUAGAUACAACUACCAAUUUUCUCGGUUGCUACCUACGUCGAAAAUUAGCGCAAACACGAUUGUUUGAAGAAACCACACCACAGACCUGCACAGCCGCCUGCUCACACGAGGACCAAGCACUCACACACCUGAUGAACUGGAUCCCAAAAGUGUGGAAUCAUCUAAACCGUUUGUUCACCACAUCACAACAGAAGCAGCGCUCAACCCUUUUUGGUUUGCGCGUUUUCCUAACCUGUCCUAUGGAUUUGCAAUCCUCACAGAACUGGUUCACAGAUUUAUGGAACAACCUCUUUAUUCCUUUCCUCUUUCGCACUCGUUCCACAGAUCAGAUGUUGUGUACAUCGACCACAAGUACCUUGUCCGCUUCAUUUGAUUGGAUAAUGGCUACUUGGCCUUGGUCACACACCCAACCCGACGAAUUGACUGUAACAGGGGCGGCAGAAAAAAACUUGAGUGAACCAGUCCGUCUAGGUGAAGACCCAACAUCCACAAGCGCACGAACAUCUUUCCCGCUCGUCACUUUCGGAGCGCCGAAGUCUCCUCAGGCCCCAGUCCAAAGACAGCGUGCGCUUAAGAAUCGUUCUAGUUUGGAUUCCGGGAUAGUCCCAGACGGAUACGCUGCGGUCAGCUCAGCGUGUACCACACAGCCAACAUUUGAAAGUCGACUGUCUGUCGGAUCGGAGAUUUCCGAUCGAAUAACCGUGACCGAGCUGCUAGCGGAAGUAACCAACAAGUCCACUCGUCAAGCGACGAACGCAAGGGAGUGUGAGAUCAACAACCGUGUGUA
Molecule: messenger RNA, 5244 nt
Organism: Opisthorchis viverrini
Lineage: Eukaryota; Metazoa; Platyhelminthes; Trematoda; Opisthorchiida; Opisthorchiidae
Exons: 15
Biological process (GO): neurogenesis; nervous system development
Source: RefSeq, a predicted model, not a curated record